This is a messenger RNA of Dovyalis caffra, 168 nucleotides long. The record is from the annotation of a GenBank genome assembly. NCBI's taxonomy places the organism in Eukaryota, Viridiplantae, Streptophyta, Magnoliopsida, Malpighiales, Salicaceae.
AUGCUUGUGCUACGCCCGCAUUUUGUGCUAGGGAAGCUAUGCCGAUCUGUCUCCUUCUUCAUACAUAAAUGCUCUCAUCUCUCUCAGCAAUCAACUUUGCGUUGUACUAAGCUGUUAUGGGCUUAUGCAUUUGAGCUACCAACAAACUGGUGUAUGAGGGAAGAUUAG